GUCGGCACCUCAACAAACAGCCGACCAAAUCUUCUUUUACCGAUGUAUACUCUACUAGGAGUUAACAGGUUUAAGUUGAGUAGUUUAUAGCUUCAAUCUACUAUUCUACGGCAGGCCACAUAAUGUUUUGGCACUCGCUCGGCGCCGUCGCUUUGCUCCGCUAACUAAAAAUAUAGGUUUGCUGGCUACAGUCUAGGAGGAGGUCACAGUUUUAAAGAUAAGUCAAAUUAUUUGUGUUGUAAAACAUGAUAAUUAUCGCAAACAUAAAUCAAAAUGAAUCAUACGAGGAACAUGCUGAAGAUGGCACAUAAGUCCAAUAUUUGAGAAACUUGGCCCAUAAUAUCUACUUAUAACUGUAAAUUACAUUAUACAAAAACACAAAAUAAUUUAUAAGUGGUAUCAGAAUAGAGUUUUCUUGUUAUUCUUUUUGAAAAAUGUCUAUACCUAUAUUCCCGCGCACGCGCAUAUGUUAUCACGGCGGUCGGUGAUAUAAUUGAUACCCGACUGGUCGAGGAUAUAGACAAAGUGUUUAAUAUAAUAUUACAUUUUAUUUAAAAUAAUAAGGGAUAUUUAAAUUACCUAUCUACCGUCAUGUUUAUGAUCUAAUCAAAGGUUUUUUAAAAAUUUUUUAAGUUUUACGUAUUAAUGUAAUUACAUUUUAUAAAUAUAUUAAAAGUAGUACAAAUGUACAAAACACUGUACAAAUUUCACAGUUUAGAUAUUAAAAUUAUAAAUAUUCAAAUGCUUCUCAAAAAAUAUUGUUCAACGGUCAAUUAUAUUCAAGGACAAUCUCCAGAAAACAAAAUAAGAGAAUAUUUUUAUUUCAUUGAUCAUCAGGGAAUGCUCUUUUUGGAUGACAGUAAAAUGAAAAAUUUUACAUCAGCAUAUAAAGAAAUUGAUUUUAUAGUAUUUUUCUUCAAGCGUCUUCGACGAAAUACCAUCAGCCGUUACAAUGAACACUUUCCUUGGCUUUCAUUGUGUGGUAGAGAACGCAAUUAUGUUCGAUGUGAUGAUUAUCCAGUUGUGUUUACUCAUAUAAUCGAAGAUGAAAGUGGCCUUUUAUUCUGUCACAACCACGCAGGUUCUAAAUUGACAGUACCAUUUCAACCUAACAAACUCUGGAUGAAUGUAGAAAAUGGUCGCGUCUAUCAUCCGGCAAGUGAAAAAUACGGUUCAGUGGGACUAGUAUCAUCAAAGGCUGCUAUAGAAUUAAGUAAAAAGUUUUUGUAUGCAAAAAAGGAUCAGUAUAUGCCAACUCAUUUUGUUUGGAAUGAUGUAAAACAUGUUCUUGAUCAAGACUGGUUUAAGAGUUUAAAAUUAAAAACAAACUGAGUGUGGACAAAUUUGUUGCAUUUAUAAGAUAGUGAAAAUGUAUCGUUGAAAAUGUAGUUUCGUUAAUUUUAUUAAUAAUGUUUUAAUUAUAAUGUUAUCAGUUA
Messenger RNA from Adelges cooleyi (spruce gall adelgid), 1436 nucleotides. RefSeq names its product UPF0598 protein CG30010. Lineage: Eukaryota; Metazoa; Arthropoda; Insecta; Hemiptera; Adelgidae. Bases 685 to 1332 code for a protein of 215 amino acids. The transcript has 3 exons. The record is from RefSeq and is a predicted model, not a curated record.